UAUGAAGUCUGCAUAGUGGAUAGAUGGGAAUCUAUGAGGUGCUGGUGACUUUAAAAGAGAGCAUUUUCCUUGCUGUAGACCUGCUAGUUAAAACUAAAACAUUCAUUCAAUAUAUAUGUGCUUGAUAGUUAUGUUUGUACUGCUAUUAUAAAUGGACAUUUCUGUUUGGAGUUUGGCCAUAUUAAGAUCUUAAUCUGUCAUAUUUCUGCUAACUUGCUGUAUCUUGUGUUUUCAUACCCACUGAACUUUUCCCUGUUUUAUCCUGUUACAACCACAAACGUGAAUGGGUUUUAUGUGGUCGACCAACACAAUAGUGGUGCAUAAUUGUGAUGAGGAAAAUAACAAUCAGGUAACAGGUAACAGGUGGUUUGUAGUUACAGCAACAAGUCCAAAAGCCACAGCUUCUGUUACACUUUCAAAUGUGUGACAUGUUUUGCUCCAUAUUUCAGGUCUUUAACUCCGACCAGCCUCUCAUUCCCUGCAGAAGAAGGCAACCCUAAUAUUUUUGCUGCCUCUUCCAUCUUACACUGUUUAUAUUCCAGGAUUUUCUAUGAUGGUUUUCUACCACAUGUAGUAUUUUGUAUUGAGAUUGUAAAGUUUCAUUUUGGUUCUUCCACAUGUUCAGAGAGUUUCUGUGUCCCUGGGUCUUUGUGGUUGUGUAUUUUGAUUCCUUCACAGAUCAGCCUAAAUUUGACUGAAUUUAAAUGGCACACAGCUAGAUUUUGUUUACUAAAUUGUCUAUUUUUUAUUGGUUUUUAAAUUUAUAUAAAUAAAGAUGCCAGUCUCAGUUUUCAAACUUGUAUGACCUUCCUUAUACUUACUUAACGAUUAUGCUCUACUUUUGUGUUGCCAUAAAAUCCCAUUAAAAAUAUUAGACUUUGUGAUUGUAAUGUGACAAAAUGUUAAAAGUUCAAGAAUUAUGAUUACUUCAACAUUAAUAACGUGUCUUUAAGAUCUGAAUCUGACUUAUUUCUAUCUUUACACCCUGUCUGGUGUGCUCCUGGGACAAAAGUCCUCAGUAAAAAUACCCUUCGAAACUAGUUGUUGGCUCGGUUUAAAUUAGGUAUUUUUGUUGAUUGUUUCAUCCACAUGGAAGCCUUGUUUAAGUAUGCAGUGUCCUGUGUUUUUUACUUCAGGCGGAGCUGAUUGGACAGAGCUUGUUUGACUACAUACACCCCAAGGACAUGGGAAAAGUGAAGGAGCAACUGUCUGCUUCUGAAUUGCACCCUCGUGAGCGACUAAUAGAUGCUAAAACUGGUCUGCAGGUUCAGGCUGACCUUCCCAUCGGUGCGUCACGGUUGUGUUCAGGCGCUCGGCGCUCUUUCUUUUGUCGCAUGAAGUACAACAAAAUACCUGUGAAAAUUGAAGAAAAGGAAACCCAGGCAAACACCUCUAAAAAGAAAGAGUCACAGAAAUACUGCACAGUCCACUGCACUGGCUAUAUGCGCAGUUGGCCUACCAGUCAGAUGGGAGCGGAAGGAGAAGCAGACAAGCAGGACAGCUCCUAUUUUAGCUGUUUGGUGGCGGUGGGACGCGUCCAUUCACACUCAGCUCCGCAAGUUAACGGAGAAGUCCGAGUUAAACCCACCGAGUUUGUUACACGCUACGCCAUGGAUGGAAAAUUCACCUUUGUUGAUCAAAGAGCAACAACCAUACUGGGUUAUCUUCCCCAAGAAUUGCUGGGAACGUCGUGCUACGAGUACUUCCAUCAAGAUGACUUGCUGCAUUUAGCCGAUCGACAUCGAAAAGGUUGCAUCGGAUGCCAAAGGAGAUGCAGAAGCCCAGGCCACUGAGGAUGGCAAUGAUGUAGCGCUUGGGCAGACCGCCGCAGCUGCAGUCCAGCAGGGGGGCAGGAAGUGGUGCUGAUGUCACCGGCUGUCCAUCUUCUGUCAGUUCAAUGUUUUCCUCAUCCUCAACAUUACUACCGUCCAUUUUCCUAAAGAGUAAAAGGGAAUGGCAAUCUGUUCACUUUGCUGCAUUUUCAUGUCACACUGUUAUUUAUAUAGAUUUAUAUAGUGUGUUAGUAAAAAUCAGUAGCAAACAAGGAUAAGGAUCAGUGAUCUGCUGUCAUCAGGUUUCUUUAAGGUUUCUCAUUCUUCACAUCCAUUCUGCCUCCUGAAUCAACAUGUCUCUGUUCACACCAGCCAGCAAUAGAUCUCCUAUUACCAGAGGCAUCUCCACAGUGCAGAGGGCUGCUGAAAUUUGCAGUUUUUCUUCUGCACAAAUUUAAGAGAGGGAAGAACAAGCUUUGAUGGAUUGUAAUAUUUCUUUCACAUCUGCCACUUUCUUGGUGCAGAGCUUUUUUUAUUGGCACUAAUUGUAAAUAUUGUCUUUUCAAUGCUCAAAGAGACAUGUGCAUUUUAUAUAUAUUUUUUUAUUUAAUUAUCUCCAUUUCACAUUACUUUAGAUUGUGAAAUGUAUCUUUCACAGUAUUUUUUCAUAACUACACUGUAUUUAUGUUGAAAUUUUGACCUUAAUGUAUGGUAUUAUAUUUUUAAUUCUGUUUUAUAUAUUGUAUACUCUAUCUUUGUGUGAGUCUAUUUGCUGUUAUUGCCUGUUACUUUGCUGCUGUUGCACAGAUUUUUUUUUUUUUACAUUAUUCUACAGUAUUCUAUCUAUUGCUAUGUUUUUGCCUCCACUGUGCCUCUUGUUGCUGAAAGUAAAUCAUUCCCUCCAGAUCCAGGAUCUGAUAUUUCAGACAGAAAUUAGGAGAAGUAUUGCAAAAAUUACAAAAUAAUUUUAAUAAUGAUAAUAAUCAUCAUAAAUUGAGAACAAAUAAAUAAAUAUUGCCACAAUUAUUAGUAUGAUUAUUAUUAUUAUUAUUAUUAUUAUUAUUUGUGGCAGUGGAAAUAUAAGUGUUGGUAGUAUUUCUGUUAGGUUUUACAUCACUAUUUUAUUUUCAUUAUCUUAUUAUGACGUUAUUAUUAGAAUUAUGUCUUGAAUAAAUGCUAAGCCAAAACCCACACUAAACAUGUCUGUCAUCACUUUGUUCUAUAUCACAUAAAUGUCUUCUGUUUUCAUAAUGAUGUUGCCUUUAUUUUAUUUUCUGUAAUUCUAUUUUUGUUGUCUUGUCUAAAUAAUCCUCCACUUUAUUUUCUAAAGACAGUCGUCUGAAUACAUGUCUAAGCUUCUCCACCGCUGACAAAUUCUUCUGUUAAGAAUUUAUUAGAUGUAAAAUAUGCAUUACUGCCUAAAAAUAAAACCUGUGAUUACAUCACUGGCCUCCCUCUGCAA
This is a messenger RNA of Gambusia affinis (western mosquitofish), 3234 nucleotides long. Its product is annotated as aryl hydrocarbon receptor nuclear translocator-like protein 2. Gene Ontology annotation, cellular component: aryl hydrocarbon receptor complex; nucleus; transcription regulator complex. The record is from RefSeq and is a predicted model, not a curated record. Gene Ontology annotation, molecular function: RNA polymerase II cis-regulatory region sequence-specific DNA binding; DNA-binding transcription factor activity, RNA polymerase II-specific. The transcript is spliced from 5 exons. Lineage: Eukaryota; Metazoa; Chordata; Actinopteri; Cyprinodontiformes; Poeciliidae. The coding region runs from base 1185 to 1793 and encodes 202 amino acids. Gene Ontology annotation, biological process: regulation of transcription by RNA polymerase II.